Molecule: messenger RNA, 2097 nt
Organism: Myxozyma melibiosi
Lineage: Eukaryota; Fungi; Ascomycota; Lipomycetes; Lipomycetales; Lipomycetaceae
Exons: 3
Coding region: 1-2097 (698 amino acids)
Source: RefSeq, a predicted model, not a curated record
AUGAGCCAGGAAGAGAGAAGAAGUAGUAGAGAAGAAGAAGAUAUAAAGACGAAGAAGAAGAAGAAGAAUACGAAGAAGAAACCGAGAAGAAGCGGUGAAGGACAAAUCGCGGAAGUCCGGCGUCAGACCAACCGAAGAACGCUGACCGCCGCAGGGUUUGGGCUGACGCGACUGGCGCUCUCCGCUCACAUAAACCGCCCCGCGCGUCUGCGCGUCACUCUUCCUCCUGACUCCGCCGGUUCUGACCGCGUCUUCGAGUUCGAACUGCCCCCACCGCCCUCCUCCACCGCCUCCGAUAUCCCACCCAUCCCCUCCUCUGAUGAUGAUGACUCCGCCAUAGACGUCCUCCGCCAGCAGCUCGACAGUCUCGGUCUUCAGGACCGCUCGGCCGUCACCCGCGACCGUCCUCCGGCUCCUGCCCGCGAUCGUGUGUCUGCCCCGCGUCAGUCAAACUCCCACCACCACCACCAUCACCACCACCACAACCACAACCAUCGUCACCUCCCGCGCCAGGACUCAACCCAGCACUCCUCCAGACAAUCGCCUCCGUCUUCUUCUCUGUCCUCUCCGCUCACGCCCGACAGAUCAUCAUCCUCCCCUUUCAGACUCAGAUCCGGCCUUCCUUCCCCGCCCCUCUUCUCUCCUCCACUCGUCCAGCCCAACCCGCUCCCCUACAACAACCUCCCCGGGUUCGAGUACGUCCUCGCCCACGAGCCCGAAGCCGCCGCUGCCGAAGCCGCCUACCAGCCCUCCCAGUCCAGUCCGCGCACGCAGCCCUCCUUCACCGACCCUCUCCGCCCCGCCGUCUCCUCCGCUGCUGCAGACAACCCCUAUUCCGCUGCCUACUCGGCCUUUCCUCAGCCUGAGCCCCAAACCGCCAACCGCGAUCUUCCGCACUCGUUCACUGAUCCGAUGAACCACCAGCCGGUUUCCUCCUUCCCUCCUCCUCCCGUUCCUCAGAUUCUCUCUCAACCUCUUCCUCCUCUUUCUCAACCUCUUCCUCCUCCUUCUCGGCCCACCGCCGCCUCCCACUCCUCCUACCCAUUCUUCGCAGACCCCUCCAUCGCCCACUCUCACUCCCAACACCUCUCCCCCAGCUCAGUCUGUCCGCAAUGCCAACAAUCCUCCAAACCAACCCUAGUCCGCAGUCUCAGCGACGACAGCGGCCGUCUCGACAGACGCCAGCGCGAACGCGAACGCGAUCGUGAUCGUGAUCGUGAAUCUGAAAAAGAAAAAGAAAAAGAGAAAGAAAAAGAGAGAUCCGCUGCAAAACGCGAACAUGAACGUCAACAGCGUCGGCGCGAGCGAGAACGAGACCGAGAGCUCGAACGCAAACUCGAGCGAAAACUCGAGCGCGAGCGACAGCUUAAUCGUGAACUCGAGCGCGAGCGCGAACGCGAACACAAACUCAUCCUGAAAGAACUCGAGCGCGCGCAGAGAAGACUUGAGCGGGUAUCUCGGCCACGGGAAAAAGAGGUCGUGGUCUCCAGUCCGCCUGUGACGUCGCCCGUGCCGAUCCCGAUCUAUAACCCGUGGUCGCAGCCUUCUUAUCCGUUCAGUCACAUGCCAGGCGGAUGGUGGAGUCCGCGCGACGAGCAAGUUCCGAGAGUUGUCGAGCAGAAGGAGCCGGUUGAGAAAAAGCCGGACCAGAAGGCGGCGUUGAAAGAGCUCGAGGAUGAGAUUAAGCUGCUGAAAGGGAAGGCAGACGACUCGGGCAAAUACAUCAUCAUCGAUAGCUUUGAUGUCAAGAAACGCUGGCAGUUUCCUCUUUCGCGGGUCCGCACUUGGCAGUCACUCGAGCUCUUCCUCCUCGAAGCCUUUCCGGAGUCAGUGAGACCCUUAAUCGAUGGCGGCUUUUACGAAAUCCGUCUUGCCUCCGACCACCGAUCAAUCCUGCCAUCAGUCUGGAGUGAAGUCGUCCAGCCAAACGAGGAGUAUGAAAUCAUUCUCCUCGACCCGCCUCCGCCGCCUGCACCACCACCUCCUCCACCGAGACGUCGGUGGAUGUCGCUGAUGGGCGGAGGGAAUUCCGGCGGAGGACGCCCUGCAAAGAACUUUAAGGAAUGGUUCAGCGAGAGCGAUAAAAGGGCCCGAUGA